CCAAUGUCCUCAAGGACUGCUGCGCUGGCACACGAUGCCACUUAAUGAUUAACUGGUCUCCUCUCUAUGAGUCAUUUCUGUUCCCUGGGUAAAGUUUUCGCCUAGUUCUUUCAGUUGCCUUUUUCUUCCUGAAGGCUGGAGACCACUUGACAGGCUCUCCUUCCCUGACCUCGGGUGACCAAGUUUUAAAGUCUCGCUUCUAGAAAUCUCUAGUAAACCUUGGCCCUUCCGCGUGGGAACAGGAAGUGAGCGCACUCCCCGGGCAGCGGGGUGGAGGCUCCGAAGAAAGCAAAAGCUCCCGGUGGGGCGCCGCACACCUCGUCCGCGGGGUGCUCGCCGGAGCUGGGAACUGUGAGACGCGGUGCAGGGCGGCAGAGCAGGGACUCGGCGGACAGGUUGCCGCUCUCCUACCCCUUGACAAGAAUGGAUUUCAACAGCUGUCUUUACCAAAUUGCUGAAAACCUGGGCAGUGAAGAACUGGCUGCCCUCAAGUUUCUGUGCUUGGACCACAUCCCGCAGAAGAAGCAGGAGCCCAUCAACGAUGCUCUGAUGCUCUUUCAGAGGCUUCAGGAGAAGAGCAUGUUGGAGGAAGGCAACCUAUCCUUCCUGAAGGAGCUGCUUUUCCGCAUCAAUCGCCUGGACCUCCUGACCAAUGUCCUAAACAGCAGCAAGGACGAGAUGGUGAAGGUUCUGGACAAAGCCCAGGUUUCUGCCUACAGGGUCAUGCUCUUUAAGCUCUCAGAAGAAGUGGACAAGUCGGCAUUGAAAGAAUUUAAGUUUCUUUUGAACGAAAAGAUCCCCAAAUGUAAGCUGCAGGAUGACUCGAGCCUGCUGGAUAUUUUCAUAGAAAUGGAGAAGAGGGUCAUCCUGGCUGAAGGAAACUUGGACACACUGAAAUCCAUCUGUAAACGGGUCAACAUGAGCCUGCUGGGAAAGAUUGAGAACUACGAGGAGCUCUCGAGCACAGAGAGAAGAAUGAGCCUUGAAGGAAGGGCGGGCUCUCGACAUCUGCCUGCCUCUGUCUUGAGCGAGAUGUGUUACAGAAUGCAGGAAAUGUGGGACUCCCCAAGAGAACAAGACAGUGAGUCCCAGACAUCAGACAAAGCUUACCAAAUGAAGAGCAAACCUCGGGGAUACUGUCUGAUUUUCAACAAUAAUGAUUUCAGUAAGGCGCGGGAGACCGUACCCAAGCUGCACACAAUGAAGGACAGAAAAGGAACACACUGCGAUGAAGAGGCUUUGACUGAGACCUUUAAGGAGCUUCAUUUUGAGAUAAAGUCUUACAGAGACCACACAGCGAAUGAAAUCCGUGAGGUUCUAAGAUCCUACCAAAGUCUGGACCAUACGAACAAAGACUGCUUCGUCUGCUGUAUCCUCUCCCAUGGAGACAAGGGCAUCAUCUACGGCACUGAUGGGAAGGAAGCCUCCAUCCACGAGCUGACAUCGUAUUUCACUGGUUUAAAGUGCCCUUCCCUAGCUGGAAAACCCAAAAUCUUUUUUAUUCAGGCUUGUCAAGGGGAUAGCUACCAGAAAGCUGUGCCCAUUGAAACAGACUCGCAACAGGAUGACGAUUAUUUUGAAAUGGACUCGUCUCUCAGGAAUUAUAUUCCAAAUGAGGCCGACUUUCUGCUGGGGAUGGCUACCGUGAAAAACUGUGUUUCCUACCGAGAUCCCAUGCAUGGAACCUGGUAUAUCCAGUCACUUUGCCAGAGCCUAAGGAAAAGAUGUCCUCAAGGCCACGAUAUUCUCAGCAUCCUGAUUGGCGUGAACUAUGACGUGAGCACUAAAGAUGACAAGAGAAACAUGGGAAAGCAGAUGCCGCAGCCCACCUUCACACUGCGGAAGAAGCUCUUUUUCCCACCCAACUGAUGCGUAGGCCCAGGGCUGACAGCCGUGUACCUUUGGUGGGGGGAGGUGAUUUUUAAUUUAUUUUUUAAAAGGAUUUUUGUGUUUUUUUUUUUUAAUUUAUAGUUAUAUCAUUUCCUCCUUCCCUUUCCUCCCUUCAAACUCUGUCACGUACCCCUCUUUGCUCUCUUUCAAAUUCAUGACCUCUUUUUAUUAUUAUUAUUAUUAAUGUUACGUGCAGGCGUGUGCCUGUUCAGUCUGUAUACUGUUACUUGGAUGUAUGUUUUUACGGCUGGCCAUUUGAUACUGACUGACUAACUGGUGUGCUUUUCCAUCUCUCCCCUUCUCAACACUCCUUAGUUAUCUGUACUUCUUUGGAUAAGCUUUAGGUGUGUUUUCAUUUCUUUUAAAUUCCCCUUUAAUUCCAAGCAAAAUCUCUGGCAGUUCUAAGUAAGGUAGGGAACACUGGAGCAAAGCAAGGCGGUGGUCUAGCUCUGCUGCCUUCCACUCACUAGCGCAAUGUUUUUUUGACAGAGCAUUCAAUUUCUGUAAACAUUAGGCUCCAUGUCUGUAAGGUGGGAGCGCAAAAAUUCUUUAAUCAAUGAAGCGCUUAAUGAGGCAUGGUAUGUGCUAAAUGCUCAUGUCCUAUCUCAAAUGCACAUUUGCCAUUCUUUUUUUUUU
This is a messenger RNA of Acomys russatus (golden spiny mouse), 2526 nucleotides long. RefSeq names its product caspase 8 (gene Casp8). Bases 424 to 1869 code for a protein of 481 amino acids. NCBI's taxonomy places the organism in Eukaryota, Metazoa, Chordata, Mammalia, Rodentia, Muridae. Gene Ontology annotation, molecular function: protein binding; cysteine-type endopeptidase activity. The transcript is spliced from 10 exons. Gene Ontology annotation, biological process: negative regulation of extrinsic apoptotic signaling pathway via death domain receptors; proteolysis; apoptotic process. The record is from RefSeq and is a predicted model, not a curated record.